Electrophorus electricus (electric eel) is the source of this 2191-nucleotide messenger RNA. It is a transcript of the gene cavin4a, whose product is annotated as caveolae associated protein 4a. Gene Ontology annotation, biological process: regulation of gene expression. Gene Ontology annotation, cellular component: caveola; cytoplasm. NCBI's taxonomy places the organism in Eukaryota, Metazoa, Chordata, Actinopteri, Gymnotiformes, Gymnotidae. The record is from RefSeq and is a predicted model, not a curated record.
GCGGGUCUUUGCGUUUGAUUAGUCUUCAGCUCCAGGUCUCACAGCCUGGCUGUUCUACUGCCUCCCAAAAUCUCUGUGUGUGUGAGGACCUACCUUUUCCAAGCCACAAUCUGAGUGUGUGAGAGUGUUGGAGAUGGACAAGAGAGGAGACGUUAUCUUGGGUAUUGAAGAUGAGUCUGGUCAGCCGGUGUCAGCAUUGUCUAUCCUGUCGCUGCUAGAACGCGUCUCCACCAUCAUCGAUGGUGUUCAGGCCAGCCAGCAGCGCAUGGAGGAACGCCAACAGCAGCUUGAGACAUCCGUUGCUGCCAUCCAAUCAGAGGUCCUCAAACUGGCUCAGGAUCAUGGUGCCACAGCAACCACAGUGGACAAGCUGUUGCAGAAGGCCCGGCGGGUGAGCACUCAUGUAAAGGAGGUGCGUUCACGUGUGGAGAAACAGAACAUUCGGGUGAAGAAAGUAGAGACAACGCAAGAUGAACUUCUCACAAGGAACAAGUUCAGAGUGGUCAUCUAUCAGGGUGAGACUCAAAUUCCCUCUGUUGCUGUAACAAAAACCCCCAAAGGGGAGGGGCUUGCAAAUGUGGAGGUGGAGCCUGACGAAUACGAGAUCCCUGCAGAUCUUUCAUCUGACGAGGAAUACAUGGUGGUCGAGGAAGCAGAGUCAUCACGGGCAGCACGGCUGAAGCAAACUGGCUUGAAGAGGAUUGAGAACAUCAAAGCAGCAUUUUCUAAGGAAAACAUGAGCAAGACCCGCGAGAAAACCCGUGAGAAUCUCAGCAAAACCAAGGAAAGUCUGAGCAAGACAGGCCAAACUCUGGGUACCAAGAUCAACACCCUGGGAGAGAAGAUCAUUCCCCCUGAGCAGAGGGAGAAGAUGCGCCAGAGUGGUGAGAGGUUGAAGGAGAACAUCACGAAGAAAGCGCCCACUAUCAAACUCAAGAAGGAACGUGCCGUCGCCGAAGGUCAGGAGGGUGCUGCGGCCGAGACUGCAGUGACACCACCCAAAGGCAGAAAGUCCAGCCCAGAGGUCACCUACACAGAGGUUGUUACAGAAAGUAAGCGGGAAGGGCCUAUAUCCGAGGAGGGAGCCACUCGUAUUCUAGAAGAAGGGCAAAGCAGAUUCACCAUGGAAAUGGCAGAGAAGUGAAGUAGAUAUGUAGAAAGAGAGAAAAAGAGAGAAAACAAGAAGCAUGAAAAAGAUUUUCACAUUUUAGAGAUGAAUGAUGUACUUUAAAAGAGGGUGAGAAAGAGUAAUAGAAAUUAUAAGUGAACGAGACAGUUAGAAUGUGUAUGUGUGUGAGUGUAGAUGUAAUAGCCUAUUUCAUAGCAAAUUUGACUUGUUAAAAACCUCUCAGUCUCAAAAAAUUGUGGCAAAGAUAAAAGAAUCCAAGAUGUAGCCAACUAUUGAGACUGCAACAGUUGUCUGUACAUCAUAAUUCCCAAAUCACUAAUAAUUAUAGCUCCCAGUCAUGGGGAUCAUGUCACUGCAAAGACCAGUGUUUGUCACUCCUAGCCCUGAAGCAUCACUUGCAUAUGCACACCUGCUCCACUCCAUAAAGGGCAUGAUAAUUAGUCUGUGAGCUGAUAAAAAAAGUACUGGAAAAGUGAAGACACUAAACUGAGCAGGACAAAGGCCUCACAGAUCUGCAAGCAGCCCUUUAUAAGACAUGAGAGCAUUUCUACUUGGAAGUGUUUUAGAUAUUUCAAUUGCAACAAUGAUAUGUUUUUGUGUGUGUGUGUGUGUGUGUGUGUGUGUGUGUGUGUGUGUGUGUGUGUGUGUGUGUGUGUGUGUGUGUGUGAGAAAGAGAGAGAGAGAGAGAGAGAGAGAGAGAGAGAGGGGGGAAAUGUCUGCUUGUUUUUAUGGUAAGGUGGUCAUAUGGUAAGGUGGUCAUAAUUAUAACAUAGGGUGGUAAUUAUAAGGUUUUAAGUUGGCCAGUAUGAGUGUGUGUGUGUAUGUGUGUGCGUAAAGUAUUUCAGAAGUCUUCAGUCUCUACUUGUUACAUAUGGUAUGUACAAGAUAAAGUAACUAAAAAAAAUCUAAAGGGGGAGAAUAAAAUUAUUUCUGUUUCACCUUUCUUUCACAGCUUUGGUCUUUCUAUAUUAAGUUUUUUUUUAUAUGAUUAACUCACAUUGUUCGUGUACAAAAAACAAUUAAAAGAGUUGAAUUAAAAGGUACUGAAGUAACAAAAAUGUA